Molecule: messenger RNA, 3593 nt
Organism: Vicugna pacos (alpaca)
Lineage: Eukaryota; Metazoa; Chordata; Mammalia; Artiodactyla; Camelidae
Gene: STK38L
Product: serine/threonine kinase 38 like
Biological process (GO): protein phosphorylation
Molecular function (GO): protein serine/threonine kinase activity; ATP binding
Source: RefSeq, a predicted model, not a curated record
AUUCCGGCGCGGCGGCCGGUCCCACCUCCCGGGGGCGGGGCGAGGGCGGAGCGGGCAGAAGGGAGCGGACGGGCGCCGGGCCGGCUGCGGUCCGUGCGGAGGCUGAGCCGGCCGCGGGCGCGACCGGAGGCAGUCCUGCUCUCUGUCCAUACAGUCAUUGCACUUCUGCUUUUAUGACUUGGAGAUUCUGGCUACGCUUCUCUAGAUUCUUCAGCGGUGCAGGAGACACGGUUCUGUUACUAUGGCAAUGACGGCAGGGACCACAACCACCUUUCCUAUGAGCAACCAUACCCGGGAAAGGGUGACUGUGGCCAAGCUCACGCUGGAGAAUUUUUACAGCAACCUAAUUUUACAGCAUGAAGAGAGAGAGACCAGGCAGAAGAAAUUAGAAGUGGCUAUGGAAGAAGAAGGAUUAGCAGAUGAAGAGAAAAAGCUACGCCGAUCACAACAUGCUCGCAAGGAAACAGAGUUCUUACGGCUCAAGAGGACCAGACUGGGCCUGGAUGACUUUGAGUCUCUGAAGGUUAUAGGAAGAGGAGCGUUCGGAGAGGUGCGGUUGGUCCAGAAGAAAGACACAGGCCAUAUCUAUGCAAUGAAGAUACUGAGAAAAGCAGACAUGCUUGAAAAAGAGCAGGUGGCCCAUAUCCGAGCAGAAAGAGAUAUUUUGGUAGAAGCAGAUGGUGCCUGGGUGGUGAAGAUGUUUUACAGUUUUCAAGAUAAGAGGAACCUAUAUCUGAUCAUGGAAUUUCUCCCUGGAGGUGACAUGAUGACCUUGCUAAUGAAGAAGGACACUCUGACGGAGGAGGAGACACAGUUCUACAUCUCAGAGACUGUGCUGGCAAUAGAUGCGAUCCACCAGCUGGGUUUCAUCCAUCGGGACAUUAAACCAGACAACCUCUUGUUGGAUGCCAAGGGUCAUGUGAAAUUAUCUGAUUUUGGUUUGUGCACGGGAUUAAAGAAAGCUCAUAGGACUGAAUUCUACAGAAAUCUUACACACAACCCCCCAAGUGACUUCUCAUUCCAGAACAUGAACUCAAAGAGGAAAGCAGAAACGUGGAAAAAGAACAGGAGACAGCUGGCAUAUUCCACUGUCGGGACACCGGAUUACAUCGCUCCAGAAGUCUUCAUGCAGACUGGUUACAACAAGUUGUGUGACUGGUGGUCUUUGGGAGUAAUUAUGUACGAGAUGCUAAUAGGAUAUCCACCCUUCUGCUCUGAAACACCUCAAGAAACAUACAGGAAAGUGAUGAACUGGAAAGAAACUCUGGUAUUUCCUCCAGAGGUGCCUAUAUCUGAGAAAGCCAAGGACUUAAUUCUUAGGUUUUGUAUUGAUUCUGAAAACAGAAUUGGGAAUAGUGGAGUAGAAGAAAUAAAAGGGCAUGCUUUUUUUGAGGGUGUAGACUGGGGGCACAUCAGGGAAAGGCCAGCAGCGAUCCCUAUAGAAAUCAAAAGCAUUGAUGACACAUCAAAUUUUGAUGACUUUCCUGAAUCUGAUAUUUUACAACCAGUGCCAAACAGCACAGAACCGGACUACAAAUCUAAAGACUGGGUUUUUCUCAAUUAUACCUACAAAAGGUUUGAAGGGUUGACUCAGCGUGGCUCUAUCCCCACCUACAUGAAAGCUGGGAAAUUAUGAAUGCAGGUCACCUUCGCUCACAACCAAGAGAACUCAGGUAGCUGCAUCACCAGGCUUGCUUGGCGUAGAUGACAAGACACUGAGUUGACGGCGGUGCUUCUGACUACAAGGGGAAAUUCUGCAGGACUAGGAUUUCUAAGACUACUACAGGAAUUGGUUGGCAGUGCCAGCUGGCUUUUUUUUUUUAAUAUUUUAUUAUUUUUGUUAACUUUAUUAUAUGAAGGUACUGGAAUAAAAGGAGCGUACAUCCCUUCCUAACCGCACUGCCUACAUGCGUAGUAGGGUCCAUUCUGCCUGUGCGUGCUGUGGCUUUGUACUGUAACACCUCUAAUCAAUUCAGGAGAAACACAUAUCAUUUAAAGCAACGUAGGCUCACCUGUAGGUAACCCUGCAGUAUUGCUGUUUUACUGCAAAUCUUAUGGGUCUAGAUAAUCAAUAAAACAAAAGCCAUCUUCCAUAGUUGGUAUUAGAACACUUGCCCUGUGGGUUGGGACACCUGUAGAAUAUGUAUGAAGACAAUUUCUGUAAUGGUUUUAAGAAGUUUUAAAACGGAAAUACACUGGUUAUUUAAAAAAUAGAGUUUAUCAUCAUGUUAUUCCACAAGCUCCACAGUAGGGAGUGACAAGUUUAUAAGAAGGAGGAAGUUUGACACCUUCACUCAAGCACUCCACUAAUAUAUUCACUUUGCAUUCAGAAAUACUGACGACUUUAUAUACGUAGUUGUAUACUCAUAGGGAAAUGUACUGUAUUAUAUAAAGUGUAAAGUUGCUUUUCUUGUGACAAAAGGACUUCUUUUUUAACCAGAGGACAUGGCAUUAUUUUAAUUUGAUUCUGGUGAGUUGAAUUUAAGAAAUGACCACGAAGGCUGCCUGUAGAACUAGCGUAUUUUUAUUAAACUAUUUUUUUAAAUGUCAAACUUCUGAUCAUGUAAAUGGACUUGUAGAGAACAAAGAGCUAUUUACUUUGGUUUUUCUAGAAAGUUGUUACAUAUCAUGGCUGGUUAACUUUGAUUUCUUUCGAAGAAAACCUUUCCUUUGAUAGCACUUGUAUUACUGUGCCAUUAUUUUCCUAUGCUCCAAAUGUACCAAAGAUCCUGAACAGAGUGGAUGUUCACAAGUGAGGAGAGUCUCACUGUCCUGUGCGAACGCGGUCUUCAGACGAGGCCGACCUUUGAUGUAGGCCCGCGCAUUCAAGGGCAAUAGAGUUCGCGUUCAGCUACAUCACUGUAGUUAAUGUAAAUGGAAUUAAGGAAGUACAUGCAGGCCCUGGGGGUCAUGAUUAGAGGAUAGGGAGAUGAUGUCAGCAUCAAAUUUUGGGGAUAUUUCCCUAAAAAAUAGUCUUUUCUAGCUCACCAUUUUAAUUUUAAAAUGACUCUCUGAGGUUUUGGUUUCAUCAAUACUAGUGGAGGAGUAACACUUGAUCAAAAAAUGGCCUAAUGUUUGUCUACUAAUUGGUAGAAUUUUUUUUUUAAAGAUACAAUUAUAGCCAUUACGAAUGGUCUGUGAUCCAAAUGUAAAAUGAUCAUUUAUUUGUACAGAUGUUCUUAAUGGGGAAGAAUUGCAUAGGAUUAUUAUGCAAAUCUACAAAAGCUUUUAUAAAUGUUGCUGCUUGCUAGGGAGCGCCACAGGGUUGCGGUAAGGCCAUCCUGAGGUUUUGUCGCGCCGCCCCAUUCUCCCCUUCCAAUCCUUCCCUUUCUCCCUUCCCUUCCCCUCUGCCCUCCUCCCCCCUCCUCUCCCUCCCUAGUGUUUGUUUGAUACUUAUUAUGUGUUCAUCUAAUAGCUCAUCUCCAUUUUUCUUGUUUGGAUCAUGUGGCUGCAUAUCUAGGAGAGAACUAUGAUAAUUCUGGGGUUAUCUCAAUUUGACUAACUCUGGGUUUUCUUAUUAUAACUGCCUCUAAUUUUUAAAAAUCUUUAAAAAACCUGCUCUAUUUUAUGAGAUUUUUCUCAUUCCCCACCUU